GGGGCUCUAUCAAAAACUUAGGCAAGAUCGAGAUUCUGAGUGCAGGUGGUUUAUUGUGCCAGUGUCCAAAGUGCAAAAAUCCCAAAAACAGUGCAGAAUAUUUACAGUGAGCAAAACAAUCCAAAAAGUAUUUACGUUGAAGAAACAGGGUCGAGUUCUGCGUUAACUGUCCCCUUUAAGAAUCUGUACAGCACACCGACGUUACCUGCUCUGUACCCGGUGGCAGACUGAUUAACAGCCAGGAACGGCUCCCCUUUAUACUCCCCUGACUCCUCCCACUGAGCAAUAUAUCAAAAUCACUCUAAAGACAAACAAUUUAACCAUAAACCUACCUUGUCUAUGCUACGUUGAGCACACAGUAAUAAUGUACAUUACAUGUCAAAAAUAAUAGCUGAAAAACGUAAAGAAAAUCGUAUUACAUAAUGCGCGUCACAUGGUCAGCACCACGGCGCGAACAGCGCCUAUUUCAACUACCAGGAAAUAGGGGCUCGGUUUGGCAGAGGCGCGCCGCGUCGAAGGAGAGAGAGACGGCGUCAUCGGACAGUUUGAAGCAUCAUGGCAGUGAACAUACCUGGAGUUAUAGCCAUUGUGGUCUUCUAUCUGCUGGUUUUGGGGACUGGGAUCUGGGCCUCCUUUAAGUCCAAAACGGAGCAGAAGAAAAGUGGAGCCAAAGAAGUGGAGAUGGUUGUCCUGGGAAACCGCAAAAUUAACUUAGCUGUUGGGAUUUUUACCAUGACAGCCACAUGGGUUGGAGGAGGAUUUGUAGUGGGCACCACAGAAAUGGCCUACACUCCUUCAAUGGGACUAAGCUUCACCAUGUUGAUGUUGAUGGCAUACUUUGCAACUUUUGUCAUUUGUGGGUUUAUAUUUGCAAAGCCGAUGAGAGAUAGCAAAUAUGUGACAAUGUUGGACCCAUUCCAGAGGAAGUAUGGGAGGGUCCUGACUGCAGCGCUAACUGUGGUGUCUGUGUGCCUGGACCUUCUCAUGUUGGCCGGAAUACUCAUCUGCCUCGACGUGUAUUUGUUCCUAGGUUCAACAUUGAGUGUGGUCCUGGACGUGUCUUACAGUGUGUGUAUCUGGAUGUCUGCUGCUGUGGCCAUCACCUACACUCUGCUGGGAGGGCUCUACUCUGUGGCCUACACUGACAUUAUACAGCUCAUCCUGGUCUUUGGCAGCUUGUGGCUGUGUGUCCCCUUCGUCCUCAUGAACCCAUCUACUCUGGACAUUAGUCAGACUUUGCUCAACAACACCCUACAUGCUCCGUGGGUCGGUCAAACAGAUCUGAAAACCAUCGGAAUAAAACUGGAUGACUUCUUAUAUUUGGCAUUGGGAAGUCUGGGAUACCAGUGUGUUCACCAGCGGACGCUGUCAGCUUCCUCAACUCACACAGCCACGGUCACCUGCUGCUUCGCUUCUGUUCUCACCGUGAUAAUGGGGAUCCCCUCACUUCUGAUUGGAGCUGCAGCCUCCUCAACAGACUGGAACCAGACGUCUUAUGGCACUCCGUCUCCAUUUGAACGAGGAGAAAAAGCUCAAGUCCUGCCCAUCGCUCUGCAGCACCUCACCCCGUCCUACAUCUCGAUCAUUGGGAUUGGCUGUGUGGCUGCUGCCGCCAUGUCCUCUGCAGACUCUGUGAUGCUGUCUGCUGCCUCUGUCUUCACAGUCAACAUUUACAAAAGCAUCAUCAGACCUCAGGCAUCUGAUAGAGAGUUCCAGUGGGUGAUCCGUGUGUCUGUGACUGUAGCGGGUGUCGCUGGUACUCUUCUCACCAACCUUAAAAACAGUGUUAUAUUAAUUAUUUUGAUUGGCGCAGAGGUGGCAUACCUUGUUGUUUUCCCUCAGUUAGUUUGUGUUCUGUUUUUUAAUUUGUCAAAUCCAUAUGGAGCAAUAAUAGGCUUCUUUGCUGGAGUUUGUUUAAGACUUCUUUGUGGGGACCCAACCACAGGCUUGCCUGUGAUACUACAUUUCCCAGGAUGCACUCUGGAGGAUGGUGUCUAUGUGCAGCACGCUCCAGUUAAAACCAUCUGCAUGCUGUGUGCCCUGGUGGCCAUCUUGUUGUUCUCCUACCUGGCGUCUGUACUUUUCAACAGAGGCCUUCUUCCUGAGAGUUGGGACGUGUUUCAAAUCAAACUGCAAAAUGUCCCUCCUCCAUCUAAUCUACUAGAGGUUGCUCAAGAGCCCACUUUGAAGUCUUUGGAGGUGGAUAAGGAAGUGAAUGAGCCAAUGAUGAGUAGUUCCUGUUGACACAAGAUACAAAUAAAAAUUCUUAUAGAAACUCAACAAUAUGACUAUCAUUUGCCACUUUUACCCAUUAUUGGGCCAUGAGAGUGAUCAUCAAUGUUAGAGCUUUUUUCAGCUCAAAUAUGGAAAAGUCCUGAUAGCGGCUCUGUCACUGGUUUCAGUUUGUAUUGAGAUACUCUCUGUCAGUUUAAUAAUCAUCUGCCUGGGUAAAACAGUUGAGCGAACACAUUUUUAGUUCUAUAUGGUGUAAUGUGUUUUUUGCUUUUGUGUUAAACAGGUUCAACUGCCAGUGUGGUCCUGGGUGUGUCUUACAGUGUUUGUAUCUGGGUGUAUGUAUCUAGGGCUCUACUCUGCAGCCUACACAGAUGUCAUCAGUGUUGGGAAGGUUACUUUUAAAAUGUAUUCCUCUACAGAUUACAGAGUACAUAUACCAAAAUGUUUGUAAUCCAUUAAAUUACUUAAGGUGAGUAACGUAAUCUAAAUACUUUGGAUUACUUGAUAUUGUCAUGCUUUUUAAAACUGCGUGAAUGUAGCAACCACAUCCUGAAAAUUCUUGUUUGUUCUCUUCAAAUUGUCUGUUGACACCAAGUUUCCAUGAAUAAGCAACUGUUUGCUGUAAA
Boleophthalmus pectinirostris (great blue-spotted mudskipper) is the source of this 2861-nucleotide messenger RNA. RefSeq names its product high-affinity choline transporter 1-like. Bases 556 to 2244 code for a protein of 562 amino acids. The record is from RefSeq and is a predicted model, not a curated record. Gene Ontology annotation, molecular function: choline:sodium symporter activity. NCBI's taxonomy places the organism in Eukaryota, Metazoa, Chordata, Actinopteri, Gobiiformes, Gobiidae. Gene Ontology annotation, cellular component: plasma membrane. The transcript is spliced from 9 exons. Gene Ontology annotation, biological process: transmembrane transport; choline transport; acetylcholine biosynthetic process.